This is a messenger RNA of Parasteatoda tepidariorum (common house spider), 795 nucleotides long. NCBI's taxonomy places the organism in Eukaryota, Metazoa, Arthropoda, Arachnida, Araneae, Theridiidae. The record is from RefSeq and is a predicted model, not a curated record.
UUGCGCAUCAAAUCAUUGAAGCGAUCUACUGGAAAAUUUUUUAAAUAUUUUUGCUAAGUCGUUUUCAGUCACGCAUAGUGAAAUAUUCUUAAGAAAACAAAAUAAUGUCAUUUUCGAAACAAUAGUUUUCUCUAGAUGGAGGUAAAAUGUUAUGAAGAGAGGAAAAGGCAAUAAAUGGCUGAUGAGUUUGGAGUGACAUAUAUGAAAGCAUACUUAUCUUGUGAUCUCGAACUAUUGUCAAGACGCCAAAAAAGCAUCAUCUUGGCGAUGAGGAGUGAUAACAAAACGGCAACCCUACGGAAAGGCGGCAACUCUGUAUCCACGCUUCGGAUCCGAUCUUUUCCUUCUCACAUAGACGGUUGUCAUGGCAACGGAUGUCAACAAUUCCGUGUGUGGCCAUCCCAAAAACAUAAUAGCAUGCCUAGGAUAGCACUGUUACCGGAUCAAUUAUACGAAGAAAAUGUGGUUGUGCAUUCCGAAGAUUCGGAUGAAGCAGAUGAUGAUUUUCGGGAACAAUAUGCUCGGGAAGUGCGGAAAAUUCGCGACAACAUCCGAGCUAUCCGCCGCAUCAAAAUCCGUAGUUCUCGUUCAUCCGCCGCAUCCUCUUCCAUUCCACGGACAACACGUGCUCAUUGUGGCCAUCAACUGAAGACAAGAUCUGUCAGUUGUUCGCAAUUUGAACAGCAGCGCCCCACACGGGAGAAUGGCUCUGCAUACAGUAGAGAAUAUGAACUUUAUCCUACUUCUGGCCCACAUUGGUUGUCAGAAAUAAUUGCUCCUAGCAAAUACUCCUAA